CGAACGCUUCCAGCGUUGACAACUUUACUUGCGCCAUUUUCCACAGCAGAAUACAGCCACACUGUUGGAAAUUGAUAGUUAUGUUUCUURCAAAGCCGAUAGGAGGUAAACUACAAUUUUGCGCUUAUUUAUAACAAUUUUGUGUAAAGGUUUUUAGCGCGAAGUCUGCAAAACAAUCGUAAACAAUAAGUUCAGUUUUAAGAGAGAUUAUUGUCACAAAAAUUAUUAAGUCACGUUUAUUAUAAAAGUGUUAAAAACUUUGUGGAAAUCUAAAAUUGACAACAAAAUUAAUGUUUAAGGCUUGCUUACAAUUUAAAUAUCAAUCAACCGUGUUCCAAUGGAGGAAAUCUCAAGUUUAGACUCGUUUCACACUGAUGCUGAGUCUAGUGCUCGACCCGAGUCCGAACCACCGAAAUUAGAUGAAGACACAUCACAAGCCUCAAUCGACAAAGUCGUGGAAGGUGACGUCACGAAAGAUACUGAAGAAGGAAAUAUCGACGAGGAUUUCGAACAAAUUUCSGAAGGAUCAUUUGACGUCGAUGAAAACUCAAAUGGAACCUCUUCAGGUGCACCCAAAGAUGAAGGGAGUAGCACACAGGAGAAGUUGGCUGGUGGCGCAUACGAUGGUGAUGAGGGUGGUGGUGUUGAAGGUGAAAUUAUUAAUGAAAAUGAAAAUAAAGAACCUGAGACAGUAGACAAUAAAACAAAGGAGUCCACAGAUUUCGAAGAAGUGGAUGCGAACGUAUCUGGUGGAGGUCAUAAUGCAGCCACCGAUGAAUCCGAUAUGUUGGGCGAGUCGGACAUGACUUUACCAACAGCAACAGAAGAGUUAGAUGUUUCUGUGGAACCAGUUGACAAGACGGUUGAAACGAAGGAUGCGGAUAAUCAAGCUGAUAAUGGAGUUAUGGGUGAACCAGCGGUCGAUUUGCAAACGACAGAUGGAGAUAUGGAUAUGCCAUCAAUCACUAACUCACCUGAAGAAAAUAUGAUAACAAGUGCUGCUGUUGAAGAUGAAAAUGAAAAAAAGAGUACUCAGAAAUCAAUUGAUGAAGAAAGUCAUAAUAUUACUGUUGAACAGCAAGAUGUUAGCAUGGAAGCCAUUGAAGUCUUGGAAGACGAUGARCCUUGCAAUGACAAUAGUAAACCUGAGAGUGAUGUAAACGAAAAAGGAACAGAUAUUGAUGUAGCAGCCCAAGAAGAAGAAAACAGUAAGAAUGAAGAGGACGAUAUUACUGAUGAAGUUGGUGAUGAUAACAAGCAACUCGAUGCAAUCGAAGAGAAUACCGAUGACACAAAUAAAAUCACGGAAAUAGUUACAAGUGAAGAACCAGAACCUGAAACUGAACGGGAAGAUGAACCAGUUGAAAAUGUCCAAGAACCAGAAGAUUCCGAUAUUUGUCUUAUACCAGAUGACACUGAGUCGGAAGUAACACAAGCAGAAAAGGAACAGGCUAUUUUAGCUCGGGAAAAUGCCGAAAAAGAGGAUGCAGAGGCUCAAAAACAAAGAGAUACAGAAGAAGUUACUGUUGAUGCUGCUGUUGCUGAAGAAAAUUCAGUUUCAGAAAAAAAUACCUCAGCUGACAUUGAAGAUGACUCCGAAUUGAGUGACGCUAGAGUCGAAGCCAAGGCUCAAGCUGAAUCAGCUGGAGCUGAAGCUGAAGCCGCUGAUGCUGGUAGUGGCAGCAGCGAAGGAGUGCAGCUAAACGCAGCGGAAGAAAUAGCAGAAGCGCCUGAUGCAGAUGAACCUUUAUUAGAGGAAAUGCAAACAAAUACGACGGAAAUGGGGUCUUCACAAAAAAUUAUUAUUGCUUGGAUUAUAUCAUCAACACAAAAAUGUAUACAGUGUGAUAACGAAAAAAUGUGUGGCUUUCGAUUUAAGAAUCCCGAAAGCGGUAAUUUUGACUAUUUGUGUGAACAAAAAUGUUGCGAUGCAAUUUUAUCUGCUCAUCCUGGAAAGUAUUUCAUUCGAAGGAAAAAGUUUCUUAUCGAAGAGUUAACUAAUGAAGCAAAAGACGUCGAUACAAUAGAUAAUGAAAUUGAUGAGAGUGAACCCGAGGUUGCAGACAAAUCUGAUGUGAGAGAGAAAGAUGCAAACUGUCACACAUGUUUACAAUGCAAGGAAGCAAAGCUAUGUAAAUACUUCUUCCGUCAGGAUGACGAGCACCACUACAUUUGUAACGAUGUUUGUUACAAUCUUUUAAAUUCUGAGGAGCCAGAAAAAUUUAAAUUAAAACGACAUUCAAUCCGAGUGCGCAACAUUGGUUCUACAUUACCAGCAACGACAACGUCUUCAACGGGAGUUUCGACCAGUUCCAGUACGACUGCUGUGACAAAGACAAAAGGUCCACGAGAUACGGGCGUAGUAGCUCGGACCUCUGCUGAAGCGGAGGCAGCACGAUUAGAACGAAAUGCCAGUUUUAUGCGUCGUUGUGCUGAAUGUUUCAAUGAAGUAACGUUAGGUGACAAAAAUUUACUCUGGGAAACAAUGGAUUUCUGCAAUGAAAUUUGCCUCGGCAAGUACCAACGCACAAUCGGUGCUAAUUGUCAAACAUGUCAUGGAGAAGUACCACAUCCUGCCCUCGGCAAAUAUUGUGUACGAUUUGGUUUUGACAUUCGUCAAUUCUGCUGUGCAGCUUGUCUUAAUGAAUUUAAAAAAGGAUUAAAAACAUGUUCGUGUUGUCAAAAGGAUAUUUCAUCCGGCAGUGARGGCUUUCUUGCACCUGUGGGUGACAAGGAACAAUUUAAAGAUUUUUGUUCACAAGCCUGUAUGCGUCGUUAUGAUAGUAUGUGCAAUCCCAAAAAAAAACUACGUAACGAUACUUGUGCUGUGUGUAAUAAUGAUAAACCAGUGCGCGUCGAAAUUAUGCUGGAUGGUAAAGAACAUAAUUUCUGUUCAAAUCCAUGCUUUUCAGCUUUCAAAUUCGUAAGCAAUAUAGUCGCCGAUCAAUGUGCUAUGUGUUCCAAGUAUUUUGAACGCAAAGGCUCAGAGUCAUAUACAAUUUAUACAGAAAGACGAACUAAAGUGUUUUGUACACGUGUUUGUCUUAAUGUGUAUAUAAUUGUUAAUCGGCGUAUUGUCUCAUGUCAAUGGUGCAAAGUAAAGAAAUAUAAUUUCGAUAUGAUCUACAAACAACAAGAUGCACAGGAAAUUCUAAUGUGUUCUCUAAAUUGUUUAACUUUAUACGGUGUGUCUAUUAACGCUUUUUCACGUACUGUUGCCAAUUGUGACAAUUGCAACACUUCCGCUACACCACAAUAUCACCUCACAAUGUCGGAUGCUUCGAUGCGUAAUUUUUGCACAUAUCAAUGUGUUAUGCAGUUUCAGAGUCAAUUUGCAAGAGCACCGCUUACUUUGGAAAAUGAUUCACCAUCGACCCAACAGACCACUACUGUGACACAAAGCGGAUCUAACAAAAACAAUGUACCUUUUCCCACUGGAUUGCCUAAGAGGGUAAAACUAAAGAUGCCGCAACAAACCAAACCCCAAAUACAGAUCAAACUUCCUGCAAAAACAACACCUGUAGGUAAAAAGGGGCCUACAAUGCCAGUUAUAUCAACGGUAUCUUCUCUGGCAAGUGGUGAGACCGAAACAAUGAUUGGUAACGUAACUGUACGGCGAGGCCGAGGUAGAGGGCGAAAGUUAGAUUCGCCACCACCUGUGCCACAAAUAACCACACCUCCUAUGAUUGUACCAUCUAGAGGGCGACCGAGAAAACAAAUAGAUUAUACUGCGUCUCCAUCUCCACCACCAAUAGAUCUGCCUACGUCAAAUGCUAAAUCAAUAGGAAAGCGAGGACAGAAUAAUUCGGUAUCUGGCCAUAUGGAAAAAGGUGUUGGGGAAACGAGAAUUAUUGCUGUGCCACCAUAUCCACCUGCUGUUCGAAAUGUACAGACCAGUUGUAAACCACAAACAGURACAGUCGGAUUUCAAACUACGCCGAACACUACGAAUACAGCUACACAAACUGGUAAGGACUACUCCAACAAGGUGCUAAUACCAAUACCUGUACCGAUUUAUGUGCCACAACCUAUGUACAUGUAUUCGGCACCGUUCCCCGUACCAGUACCAAUACCAUUGCCAAUACCCGUACCAAUAUUUAUACCAACUACACGAAAUUCGGCUCAGGGCAUUCUUAAGGAAAUCAAAAAAAUCCAAGACAAAAUGCCUGCCGAUCCAUUUGAAGCUGAAUUGCUUAUGAUGGCUGAGAUGGUAGCCGAAGAAAAACACGAGUCUGAUUCGGAUUCAGAAGAUGAAGUAAAAACUGAACCGAGCUUGGUUCCGUUACAAUACAAUAAUGAUGUACAACCUGUUGAAGUGACCAACAAUUCAUAUGGCGAAGAAGUACUACAGAUGGCAUUAAAAAUGGCAACUGGUGAGUACGGUCAGCCUGCUGUUGAUCUUGAAUCGGCCAUGACUGCUAGUGAGAUAACGAAUCCACCACCAGGUAUGGUGGGACACGAUGAUUCUAUGAGCCACAUGAGUGCUCACCAUAUGCAACAGCAAUCUCACCAUAUAAUGGAAACACAACGCGGACGUGGUCGUAAACGCGGUGGUUUAACGUCGCCAGUAUCACCUCGAAGUAAUAACCGUUCACCUGUGAAACGUGCAAGACUGGAUAUAGAACCAUCUCAACCACCACCGCAGCCCAUUCAACCUGUAGAAAAACCCGACGCCAACAUGUGUUUGAAGUAUACUUUUGGUGUGAACGCGUGGAAGCAAUGGGUAAUGACAAAGAAUGCCGACAUAGAAAAAAGUACGACUAGGCGUCGACCAUUCAAAACGGAACUUUUGCAAAUGACCGCAGACGAAUUAAACUAUUCUCUGUGUUUGUUUGUAAAAGAGGUGCGUAAGCCAAACGGCACUGAAUAUGCUCCAGAUACUAUAUACUAUUUGGUUUUAGGCAUCCAGCAAUAUCUGUAUGAAAAUGGCAGAAUUGAUAACAUUUUCACGGAUCCAUACUAUGAACGUUUCACCGACUGUUUGGAUGAAGUGGCCCGUAAAUUUUCAGUCCUCUACAAUGAUUCACAGUACAUUGUGACCCGAGUUGAAGAGGAACAUUUAUGGGAGUGUAAACAGCUUGGCGCUCAUUCACCACAUGUCCUGCUCAGUACACUUAUGUUUUUUAAUACGAAACACUUCAAUUUAACGACUGUAGAAGAGCACAUGCAACUAUCRUUCUCUCACAUAAUGAAACAUUGGAAACGCUCAGCACAAAAUGCUAAAAUGCCAGGUACUAGAAAUGUACUUCUACGUUUCUAUCCGCCACAAGCUGGUCUUGAUGCCAACCCUCGUAAGAAAAAGGUUUAUGAACAGCAAGAGAACGAAGAAAACCCUUUGCGCUGCCCAGUCCGUCUCUAUGAGUUUUACCUCUCGAAAUGUCCGGAAAGCGUAAAAACACGCAAUGAUGUAUUUUAUUUACAACCUGAACGCUCUUGUGUACCCGACUCACCGGUUUGGUAUUCCACUCAAGCGCUUAGUCAGGAGUCAUUACAGAAGAUGCUGCAUCGUGUCAAGAUGGUUAAGGAGAUCAAUAUUGCACUGCUGACGAGUUAAUACGAUGUAGUUUUGCCAAGCAGCAACUGCACAAAUAACACCAGCACACCAAUCUCUAAUAGUCACAACCGCAGCCAUACAAACCAACAACAGCAUUCAGCGUUGCAGACAGCCAUUAAUGCAUUGCGUUGUUUGUUUCCGCCUUUAGGAUAAAAACAGCAGGCGCAGCUUGACUAAAGUUCUUAUUUACUAAGACAGACAUGUGGUACAGCGUUUUACUAUCCUGUAUGCAUUCAGUCAGUUUCGGGCAAUUAAAUAAGGAAACGAUAUUGGGUACAUAUUUACUAUAACUGAUAAAAUAUUUUUAAUUUAUUAUACAUACAUAUGUACAAUGUACUAAUAUCAAAGUUAAAAUAGUGAGAUAAUAAUUUUCUGAAUAUUAUACAUACAUAUAUGAAAUCGAUAAAAAAAAAUAUUAAAGACACACAUAAUUACUUAGUGUUUGUACGAAUACGAAAUAUUUUUUUAUUUGUAUGGAAAUGUGUUGUUUAGAUUUAGUUUAGCCAUCUGCCCAAAUCAAAGGUGAGAAAAGGCACCAAAAAUUCGUUUUGAGAAUUUGUAAUUACAAGUUCAACAUUUAAUAAAUUUGGCAUCAUGUAACAUAAGUUAUAGAAAUUAAUUUUUGUAACAGCACUUCUUUAUUUUUCAAUAUAUUUAGUAGACACAAAUUAAAAAAAAGUGUGACUACUUAAAUCUCAAAAUAUAGAGAAAUUUCGAAAGAGUACACCAAUAAUGCGUCAAACUCAAGAUAUUCGUAAACAUACAGUGUUAUCAAUAAAUUUGAGUAAAUAGUUAAGACAUAAAAAAAUUUAAAGCCCACACUACUCCCCCAUAAGAACAGUUAUAUAAAUAUAUAAUAUGGAGUUGUUUUAUCCCUAUUCCUAAAAUAAGUAGCAACGCUCUAAUUUCAUAAUUAAAAAAAUAACUAUUUUAAUUUCUGCAAUUUUUUGUAUGGGGAUUUAGUGUGAGUUUUGUAUUUUUUAAGAAUUUUACAAACUUUGUGCUAAAAAGCUAACCAAUUAAAGUAAAUAAUUUCAAUUCACAUUUGAUUUAUAUGAUUUACCACAUUCAAAUGAAUAGGUUUAUCAUUAAUACGUUGAUAAAAUAAGAUUCUGGAUUUUAUUAUUAGGUUUUAGGCUUAUUUUUAAAAUUGAACUUUGUUAUUAUUAUUAUGAUCAAGUAAAUAAAGUCACAGACGAAAUUGAAAUGCCACAUGUAUAAAUGUAUAUGUAUAUAAUUGCUCGGUAUAUAAUUUGUUAACGUAUUUUUCAUUUAUAUUUGACGUGUAUAUGCAUGGCGAAUAUUUGGUUGCUAAAGCUUUUUCGAAAAAUAAAAUGCGAAAUACAGCAAAUUUAUAUUAUCUGCAUUUUGAAAGAAACUUAUCUCAACUUUAUACAUCCUAACAAAAAAUUCAAAUACAGUGAAUUAAAAGAGUAGAAUUUAAGGAAUAUUAAAAACGAGAUUUGGUUAUCAGUAGUAUAUAAAGUUUUGCUGUUUAUCAAUGAACCACAGUAUAGACAUUGUAAUUCAAAGUGAACCAUUGAUUUAUUCAGCACUUAUGAUUUUUUGCAAAUUUGAGUACAGUGUCUGCCAUUUUGUGUAUUCGAUAAUUGUAGCUCUUGCAAUCACUAUAAUAAAGCCAUAAUUGAUUUUUUUUUUUU
Messenger RNA from Bactrocera latifrons, 7215 nucleotides. RefSeq names its product zinc finger MYM-type protein 3 (gene woc). Gene Ontology annotation, molecular function: zinc ion binding. Bases 338 to 5554 code for a protein of 1738 amino acids. The record is from RefSeq and is a predicted model, not a curated record. NCBI's taxonomy places the organism in Eukaryota, Metazoa, Arthropoda, Insecta, Diptera, Tephritidae. The transcript is spliced from 12 exons.